AUGAGAGGGCAGGAGCUGUCAGCCAUGGCCUGGGCCUUUGGAACGUGGUCGGCGCUCGAUGCUGCGCUCAUGGCGUUGGUCAUAUCCCGCGCUAGGGACAUCGACUUGUCCUGCCAAGACGUGGCCAACCUUUACUGGGGCUUUGGCAAGUUGCUGGCAGGUGAUGGGCUAACGGCCAUGGAAGCUGCAGCGCUUCCGAAGAUCUCCAGGUUCAACACACAAGAGCUGAGCAGCAUAGCACAGGCUUCAGCCACCCAACUGAGCUGCGACUCGCAGCUCGUGAGUGCUAUCGCAGAAGAAGCAGCACGGCGAGGGGAGGGCGGAGAGAUCUUUGGCCCUCAGAGCUUGCCUUGCGCCCGAGCGGGCCCUUGGGUGGGUGGCCCCGGCUCCAGCAGCUUCUUCGCCGGCGGCAGGCGACGCUGGCGAAGCGUUGGGCCCGGUGCUGCUGGCGUGCCUGUGCCAAGUGAUCCUGAUGAUGUGACCCGCUGGGAGGUUGGCAAGGGAGGCGUCACCGACCUCUCGCCCAACGUGCCCGGGCGGCUCCUGCUGCGAUCACCAGAGGUCCCGAAGGAGGCCACCGCGCCGGCGGAUGGCGCCGAGGUGACGUUCAACAUCGAGGUCUUCGAUUUGUCAGCACGAACGCGAGGACCUGCAGCUCUCUCCUGCCAAUCUUUGCGGGCGCAGCUGGGCAGUGGCGAGGUGCGACUGCCGGAGGAGUUGGAGUGGGGUAGCCCAGAUGGACCCUGGAUUUGUGGCAGUCAGUGA
This is a messenger RNA of Durusdinium trenchii, 765 nucleotides long. The record is from the annotation of a GenBank genome assembly. Lineage: Eukaryota; Dinophyceae; Suessiales; Symbiodiniaceae.